UCGGCGGCCAUUUUGUUCGUGCUGACUCACCAAAAGGUGAAAAAUGUACAAGAAUUGAUGCGCACUCCCCACGAGACUAUACAACGGUAUUGGGCAUUUCCCUGAACACAAAAUUUGGGUUUCAUGUUCCGCACCUACCACGGCGUGGAUAAUAUUUGGGAAAAUAAUCUUUUCCAGUGUUUAUUAACUUUAAACUACUAAUAAAGCUAACAUUGUGUCAUUAUAAGUUGCCGCGAAAAUUAAAAUUUAAAAGUUUGGUGUUUUAUACAGCGAAAACUUAUUUUUCAGUCCGUCAGUGAGCGCUCGCUACGCAUGGACUCAAAUCGGUGUUGGACAAUUGAGUGUGGAGUGUUUUGUGAUUAAAAACUAUUAUAGCGAUAUUGUGAACAAGUGGAUUGGCGAUCUAGUCAAAGGAGUGAAGUGAUAAGUCAAUGGUGUGCGGCGUCAGAUGCCAAUGUUUACUCGUAUUUGAUUGAAAAAAAACAAAACGCAGGGACAGGAUGUAGCCUCGGCGUGGUCCGAGGCGUACGAAUUACAUUAGGAUACCUGUAUUACCGUGAGAAGUGACCGCAGACGGAAACAUGACGGACCCCACGAUUAAGGUAAAGACGGAGAGGCCCGACGAGGCCGAGAUCAGGGAGUUGGCCGCCAAGAUGGUGGAGGCCAACAAGGCCAAGGCGCUGGCGGCGUCGGUGGCGGCGACGCGGGCCCCGCCCGGCGCGCUGGUGGGCGUCCCGCCGACCGGCGCCGGAGGACAGAUGGGCAUCCUCAACUUCCUGACGCGGAAGCCGGGCGCGGCUGGCGCCGAGCAGCGGCCCGCGCCCGACAACGACAAGAAGACACCCGCGCCCGACGAGGCCAGCUGGAAAGGACACUUUGGCUGGGACAUGCUCGGCAAAUGCCACAUCCCGUACAUAUACCGCUCCGGCGAGAAGUACGUCGCGGUGCGCAUGGUGGAGAUCAAACUGCUGAACAAGUACCUGAACUACCUGCACGCGGACAUAUACUCGUGCACGUGCAUCCGGAGCUACUACAUCACGGAGAUCGAGGCGCGGCUGCUCAACGAGAUCAACAAUAGGCAUUGUGACGGACAGUUCGGCCGCGAGCCGUUCACGCAGAAGGACUUGGUGGUGCGGCUGUCCGACGCGUACGAGUUUUACAACUUCCUGGACGUGUGCUACUACAAGCUCCUGCGGGGCACGACCAACAGUAAGGACAAGUGCGGCUUCAUCAGGAUAAAUAAGGAGUCUGUUGUGCCGUACACGGUGAGGGACAACCAGAAGUUUGUGCCCUUGUUCUACUUCGAGGGCGAGACGGAUAACCUGAAGCUGAAGGCGGACCAGCUUAAGGGUUGGGACCUGUCGUACUUAAAGUUCUGUUGUAAAGUGCAGGGCAUCAGGAACGAACUGUUUGCCAGUGAGACGUGUUCAGUGAUCAGUUUGACGGACAUCAAGAGUUACUUCCCACCCGGCACUGAGUUCGAGGAGUACUGGCCCAACAAGGUGGUGGACUCACAGCUGCUCAUAUCCGCUAAAGGUUCAGUAUCAGGCGGUGGUCAAUGGACGAGGGCGCCACCAGCGCCGCCACCGGGCGUGGUCGGCGGCGUGGGGGUCGGCUCCGGCGCCGGAGUCAGCCUCAGCACUGUGAGCAGCCAGUCCAACCGCGGGCGGCGCGCGGGUGCUCAGCGGCAUUCACCGGCAGCGGCCGCAAUGCAGAUGCCCCACACCGGCCUGUCUGCAGCCGCUGUGCAAGCCCUGGCAAAUGGAUGGAACCUGCCUGGAACGCUUACACAAGCGCAGACGCAGCAAGUGCUUAGGCUUGCGCAGGCACAAGUCGCUGCGCAGGCGCAGGCGGCGGCGCGGUACAGCACGGCCGCCAUCGCCGCCGCGGCCGCAGCGCUCCCGCAGCACCGCUCGCAGCACCAGCGCGGCGUACAGUUUCCGAACAGUGCAAUAUCAAUGGCGAUGGGUCAGCAGGCCCCACCACCUCUGGUGAGGAGCACGGCCAACACGACCACCAUGAAUGUACCCCCGCAAGUGACUGGAUCAAUGAAUGGCCACUCAACCUCUCACUCCGUGGACAGUCGCAAAAGGCUUACACCAAUACAAGACAUCAGUAUAACUGGCAACCAUACGCCGUAUAAGGUUCAAAAAGCGUUAGUGGAGAACAUGAUGGUGCCGUGCAUCAACGCGAAGCCGUACCAGUACACGGAGCUGCUGAUGACGCUGCCGGACCUGGCGAGCCACUUCUUCCCGCGCGUGUCGCUCACCACCUGCCGCGCCAUGCUCGACGCGCUCGGGCUCACGCUCUACAGGCCCAACUCAACUCAGUUGCAAGUAUUGCGCAAUUCGGGCAAGUGCAAAUCGGCGGCGGCUGGCGAGAACGGUAUGGCGCUGGUGCAGGUGCGCGACGUGAUGCAGCAUAUGCCGCAGUUCAAGUACAUGCUGCGGUCGGGGUUGCCGGACGAGCCGCCGCACGCGCCGCGCCCGGCGCACGCGCACGCGCCGCCCGCGCACGUCGCGCUCGCCGCGCACGCGCACCAGCCGCAGCCGAAGCGCGCGCGCGCCAACUGAGCCGCACACACGCCCACGCUCUGGGACCUCAACACUGCCACUAUUUAUUGACUUAUCGUUAUUGCGAGUGACAGGUGGCCGGCAUGUGGGAGACAGUGAGUGCACUUUAUGUUUGGAUGUGUGAACUUAUGCGUUGUGGUGAGAAGUGCUCGCUCAGGUCCUCGGGAUUGUGAAGUACAGCAGCAAUAACUGUCAGUGAUGUAACAAAUCAGACACUUACGGGAAUCAUCAGUCGUACCCUAUAUUAUAACUUUUUGAACAUUGUCAAUUUUGUCAUUAUCCUGUACAAAUUGUAUAAUACGAUUGUAAAUCGACAGAUCUAAAGAACGAUCUACACUUGUACUAUUUAAUAGAAGACUGAGAUUUUUUUUAUUUUUUAAUCAUUUCCUACGUAGAGAGCUAUUGUGAUCUUGUGAUGGUGUAAAUUUUAGUUGUCAUUUGUGUGAUUUUUGUAUGUUUCCAAGUUAGUUUGUAUGUUCAGUUUGUAUACGACAUCUGUAUAUACUAGGAGGCUGCGUAGUGCAGUCAUGUUAUUUCAGCAAUACAUUUUAGUGUUCAAUAAAAUAAUCCUUAAAAUUUUAGUGUAUCACUGAAAGUAAGCGUUAUUUUAUAAUAUACUUAUAGUAAAAAGUAUUGCUUAAAUCGCAUAAUUAAACGCUUAUAUAAUUACUUAACAUCACAAUGUAAAAACGCGAUUUCACAAAUUAUGGUCACAUUUAUAUGAAUGUAAGGCCAAAGUAAUGAAACUUAGUAUUUGGAUUAUAAUUAUAGUAAUAUAUAAAAUGAGAGUCUGCAAAUGGAAGUAAACGCUUCAUCUUUGGUCAUUAGUACAGGGCGUUAAUGUUUUCCUUUGCCUAAAUUCAUUUGCAGCUUUUAUAAUUUGCCAGGAAAUUUUAUGAAAUGCACAAAUUGUUUAAAAUUUUAUCGGCACUUUAAUUAAGUUUUAUAUUAUUGUUUUAAUGUUCCUGGCAAUACCAGUGAAUUUGAAUUUUUAGAUGGUGGUUAUUAGGAGAAUGGUGGGGAUAUUGUUCCUAAAUAGGUUGUAGACAAAAUGGGGUUUCAUUUAAAUUAUACCGUUGAUUGUAGUGUCAAAAAGACAAUUGAAUUGUAUAAAUCACAUUGCAUGCAUUUCCUGUGUUUGCAAGUUGAACAUCAUUGUAUUUUCAACUAGCAAAAAAGACAGCAUUUUCGAUAUGUUUUUUUAAAUGAAUAUUGGCUUAGCUCAAUAAGAUGUACAUCAUACAGCACUGGUCGAAACCGCCUGGAAACCUUAUUUGUCGUGAAACAAUAGUAAAUGCGUAUGUAAACUUACUAAUUUUGAAAUUUCCAUUGUAAAAACGAAAUUGUCUAGGCUUUGUAAUCGUACACUUGUUUAUUUAUAAUGCUAAGGUACUAUUUAUUCAAUAAGAUUUGACCUUUGUGUCUAUAGAUAGAAGAUAUUCAAGUUAGUGUAUGAUGCAUACACUAAUUUUUUUUUUAUAAUGCUACACAUGUACUAAUAUAUUAUUUUAAUAUUUAACAUAAAUUUGCUCCUACAUACCACUGGAUUAUUAGCUGCAUUAAAGUUGCAGCCAAGCAUUUCUAUAAGAAGAUAAAAGGAAAACAUUAAAAUGUCUAUUGUCAAGUGACAGAACUGAAUAUUGCUGAAUUAUACGAAACUCAUUCAAUUUUUUAUUCGCAACUAUGGAAAAAAUUUACACACAAAAAAAAGUCUUACCGCCAUUUUUUUCGAUCCAUCGAGAAAAUUGACCAAUCAGAACAGUUUUUUUUGACAUCUUUCAAAUGACUUGUUUUGAUUGAUUCUCAGGAUCGGAUCGAGGAUUGGGAUUGGGAUCGUUUAUUAAAAUCUGUUAAUGGAGAAUAAGUUACAUCUGAAAAUGACCACAGCCUAUGGCAUUGUAAAUAAACGAGAUGUGUAUAAUAUAUAACAAAUAAACGCAAGUGCUGUGUAUAUUGUACGCUAAAUUAUUUAUGUAUAUAGAUGUAAGUAACAAAUAAGAUCUAUUUGAUAUCACUCGCGGGUAAUUUUCACAGACAGCUCUUACAGAGUACUUGUGGAAUUAUCGAUCUUGUAUUUAUAAAGAAAAUAAAAAGAUUCUUUAUAUGUU
Molecule: messenger RNA, 4681 nt
Organism: Manduca sexta (tobacco hornworm)
Lineage: Eukaryota; Metazoa; Arthropoda; Insecta; Lepidoptera; Sphingidae
Exons: 7
Coding region: 582-2573 (663 amino acids)
Source: RefSeq, a predicted model, not a curated record